Molecule: messenger RNA, 2631 nt
Organism: Teleopsis dalmanni
Lineage: Eukaryota; Metazoa; Arthropoda; Insecta; Diptera; Diopsidae
Exons: 3
Coding region: 1-2631 (876 amino acids)
Source: RefSeq, a predicted model, not a curated record
AUGGAAAAUGAUAAUGACGUGGAGCUGCCUCUUCAAAAAGGUUUAACAUCAGCAGCCAUACUUGAAGUUGGAGAUGCAGAUGGUGAUGAUAAAAUCUCACACAAACACAAUGAGGAUGAUGGUCAACAUAGUAGACAACAGCAGCAGCCCAGCGCCAACAUUACUCGAAUAAAACAACUUAAGUUGCAACUAGAGGAGUCGUUGCAGAUCAGGGAGAGCUAUUUGCGGGAAAAAUUUAAAAUCCUCACUGCAGAUAGUGACGACGAGGGUAUCGUGGAAUCACAUUUGCCUGAAGUUGGGCAAUUACCUCAGCUGAAUGCACAUCAAGCCGUAGCUGAUGAACACUUUUCGCCACAUGGCCAACCUCAUCUACAGAGUACACCAAGGUUAGUAAAUAAUCCAUCUCUUUAUACCUUACAGAUCGCUCCCACGCUUACGCCGUCUCAGCUAGCAGCGCGUCAAUGCAUACCGAGAGAUUUGCCUACGUUCCGCGGCGAUCCAGAAGAAUGGCACAUUUUUAUAAGUGCGUACGAGCAAACUAAGCAAAUCGCAGGUUUCUCCGAUUAUGAAUGUCUAAUGCGCUUACAGAGGUGCCUCAUUGGUAAAGCGCGCGAUGUAGUACGCAAUAUGUUGGUGUUGCCUAAUGUGGUUGGAGAAAUAAUAAACACUCUUCGUAUGUAUUUUGGACGACCAGAAAUUAUUCUAAAUAAAUUAGUUGAGAAAAUGCGUCAGUUACCGCCUCCAAGGGGUAGGCUGGGCGAUUUAAUUGACUUUUCAGUCAACAUUAAUAAUGUAGUUGCAACAAUUGAGGCAUGUAAGCUGAAUAGUUAUUUUAAUAAUCCACUCUUAUUACAUGAGCUAAUAAGUAAAUUAGCUGAAGAUAUGAAGCUCAAAUGGGCACUACAUUCAGCAUCAAUAGCCGAACCUACACUUCGCGAUUUUUCAGCGUGGCUCUCAUCUUUAGCAAAUGCGGCAAGUAGAGUAGCUACACCUUCUUUUUUAGAUAAACCACUAAAAAAGGAAGGACGAGUGCACAUACAUCAGACAGCUGAAAUGACAACCACGGCAGUUAGGUGUUACAUUUGUGGCGGCGGACAUAAAAUAAUGGAAUGUGAAAUAUUCACGAACGAGCCUACAAAUCAACGCUGGCGCAUUGUUAAGGAAAAGAAGCUGUGCCGACAAUGCUUAGGCGAGCAUAGGCGUCGCUGUUUCAGUAAUAAAGUAUGUGGCAUUGAUGGCUGCAAUGCACGACACCACCCCAUGCUGCAUUCUCGGAUAGACCAAUCUACGCCAGCAAUAUCUUCUACAGCUAACAAUGUUUCAUCGGAUAUAGUAGAACAAAUAAGUUUAAGUCCAUACUCAAACAAAGCGUUACUCAAUAACCAUAAUUCAUCAGUGAAUAAAAACUGGUCAUAUUGCCGAAUUCUUCCAGUUACUUUAUAUGGCACCAAAAGGACUAUUAACACAUAUGCAUUGAUGGACGAUGGGUCAACACUAACGCUUAUUGAAGCAAGUCUAGCCGAUGAAUUGGGAAACGAUGGUAUCCAGGAUGCGCUAUGCAUUAAUUGGACAGGUAAUAUCAGUCGACAGGAAAAUAACUCAAAAAGGCUCAACUUACAAAUUUCUGCCAAUGCUCCUCAAGCUAAAAAAUUCCCAUUGAAAAAUGUCCGCACAGUAAGCAACUUACGCAUGUCAGCAGAAUCUGACAUGACAUGGGUGGCUGGCAAGAACCCGUGGCGCUGUGGACAAGAAGCUGAUAGGGAGCUUCAUGAGUUAGUAAAGACAUUUAUAGUAAACGAGAAUGUCGCGGUGGCUACCCCAAAAGCAGAAUUACUUUCAGUUGAGGAUCAGCGAGCAGAGGAAAUAAUGCGCAAGUGCCAGUUACGCGGAAACCGCUACGUUGUCAAUUUGCCAUGGAACACCGAUACAGUCGAAUUGCCAAAUAGCUUGCCGAUGGCAUUACGUCGAGCGGAGUGCUUACGUCGAAAAAUGCAUGGGGACCCUGAAUUGUGUCAAAAGCUAAAGGAACAAAUCACUACUUUAGUCAGCAAGGGCUACGCAACUGAGUUGCCACCAGAAGCAAUUAACGAGCGAGGUGGAAAGAUUUGGUAUUUACCAAUUUUUAUUGUGCGCAAUCUACUUAAACCGAAAAAGCAUAGAUUAGUUUGGGAUGCUGCAGCCAAAGCUGAAGGAGUGUCACUAAACGAUUUUUUGCUGAAGGGGCCGGAUAUGCUGCGACCACUUAUAAACAUAUUAUUAAAUUUUCGUAUAGGAAGAAUAGCUGUCUGUGGUGACAUUGCUGAAAUGUUUCAUCGAAUUCUAGUACAAGAAGCAGAUACUGAUGCUCAGAGAUUUCUAUGGUUCAGCGAGACAUUUAAAAAUAUUUGCGUUUAUAAAUUAAAUGUAGUUAGCUUUGGUGCGCGAUGUUCACCAUAUAUAGCGCAUUUUAUUCGAAACCUGAACGCAGAAAGAUUUAUAGCUGAAAAUCCUAGAGCAGUGUACGCUAUUAAAAACAAUCAUUACGUGGAUGACUUUAUAGAUUCAACAAAUUCCAUUGAACAAGCAAUAGCAUUAGCCGAGGCAGUUCGCAACAUACAUGAACAAGUGUUCUGCUUCACGACCUGUGAUUGA